This is a messenger RNA of Cynoglossus semilaevis (tongue sole), 16051 nucleotides long. It is a transcript of the gene nhsl1b, whose product is annotated as NHS-like 1b. The transcript is spliced from 8 exons. The record is from RefSeq and is a predicted model, not a curated record. Lineage: Eukaryota; Metazoa; Chordata; Actinopteri; Pleuronectiformes; Cynoglossidae. Bases 10625 to 15334 code for a protein of 1569 amino acids. Gene Ontology annotation, biological process: cell differentiation.
UUACCAAAUGGACUCCAUCAGACAGGAACAUGUGGCAGUAAAACCUGUUUGUUACCACGGUAGGACAUCAGGAUUUUCACCAAUUACGUCACUAAGUUUGUACCAUCAGUUACACCCACAAACACUUAUGAGUCAGGUUCUUCUGUGGUGUAAAGGACUAAAGCUGUCGUACUGGUAGAGGCACCGUAGUGUUCACCUUGAUGCUGAGACACUCUCUCUGCAAAAGUAAAACAGACUUGUUCACGUGGCUGCUGAGGUGAGUGCCAGCGCCGUCUUUUUGUGGAAACAAAACAAUAUGUUCACCCCAUCUUUGACCCUUAUCGACAGCUUUUGGUCUGUUUUGGCUGCAGGAGCUGCAGGAACAGACGCAAACACACAAACACACACCGACAAACGCCAACUGCCAUAAGUGUCUGAGUAAAUGUGGGGUGUUGUGUGAGUAAUAAAAGCCUUCCUCUGCGCUGGAGUCGAACCCCUGUGUUUAACUGGCUGUGUGCACGCAUCACCACUUAGACACACAGUCAAAAUGGACCGGCUUGGAUUUGGGAUUUGGCAGCCGCACUCAGCCAGGGUUUUUUUUUUCUGCCAAAGGCUUCAGACUGGUGCCACGUGUUUGGUUCAGGUGAACUUGUUCAGUUGAUUUGUUCACCUCACGUUACGUGUCUGGGCUCCACGUAUCGAUAUCAGACGCUGCCGGCCUCUGAUGUGCAGUUGGGUUACCUGACAACAGGGUCAGCGAGGUUGAAUGUCACCGUCUUCUUUUUGGGUCACGCAAACAUUUACUGAACGUGAUUGUGUUUUUGUGAUGUUUAUCUAUCAGUUUACUGUAAUCAUUAUGUCGGUAGAGUUUCAUGUACAGUUGUGUUUGUUGAAAAUAUCACACCUUUACUCUGUAAAUGUGUGCUUUGGGACUUCAUUGUUUAUAGUGCUGGUGUCUGAUGAAGGACGGGGUAAAUCCUGUUAUUUUUCACACAUCCUCUAAUCUUCUCUAAGUGCUGUCAUUUAUCUUUAAUUAACAGGUAAUUUCAGUGCAGACCUUCAUCGCCUCCUCUUAUUUUCCCUUUGCCUUCUGUCUCCGUUCUUGUCAUCACGUUGUCUCUGUUCAAACACCUCUACGCAGCAGACGACUGUUGUGUAAAUCACUGACCUUUUUAUGCCUAGACUAUUGUCAGGUGAUAAAAUGGUGAUUCAGAGAUUCUGAUGUUUCCCAUUUUCAGAUUGUUGAAAAGAACUAGGGCUUAUUGCGGUAAUGAUUCUUUAUCCUUCUCCUCUAAAACUCCUCUAAAAGUUAAUAUUUUCAGAACUGUACUUAGUGGCUAACACUGGUAUUAUAGUCCCCCCCCAAAAAUAAUUUUGAAUAAUUUAAAAAUUAAGGCUGGCUUUGUAUUUCGGUAUAUUGUUUUUUAUCUAUUUUCGACUGAUUUCCUCUGAGUAAAAGCGGUCGAGCUAAAGCCGUUAAAUGUCUGCCUCACUCCUGUAGAUAUCCUGUCCAAUAUAUUGACUGCUGUCACUCUGGUCCAUUCUCUCAGUGCAGCUUAAAGUAAAUGGAAGUGUAGAAUUGGGAGGUGGGGUGAGGUGGGGGUUGAACUAAUACACUGUCUCCUUAUGAUGACCUUUGACUUAUUUAAUUCCCUGUGGGGUUUAUGGCUCUAAAGCAGUUUUUCUUCAGGAAAUCAAUAGUCUGAACCUGCUCUUACUGACCACUUUGGGCCUUUUAUAUAAUUUACUCUUCAUGUCAGUUUGACUUUUGGUCUGUUGAUCUUAAACCUUAUUUUAUUUGUCAGACAUCUUGGCCUUUAGGAUAUAAAUCUGUCAUUUUUUCUCCCUCUGCUCCAUUUUAGACACGUGGAUAAACUCAGCGAUGCCCAGUUGAUAUCUGUGUGUAAACAAAUGUAUGAAAAACAUUAAUAUCUUCCUGUCGGUUCAUUUGAUUUAAUGAUAGUGUGUGCCUUCCAGAUUUGCUCACGUUCGUGCAGCUAAGGUUGAGUCAUGAAGAGCUGGGGGCUGCCUCUUGGUGUAAACAACAAAUGCUGAGAAGGUGGAUUUUCUUCUGUUAAGGGAAAAAGAAAAUGAGGUCGGGGACCUGACACAGCCGUGGGGGUUUUUACAGUAGGUCUAGGUUUACACCCAACCCAACAACGAAUCUGGGAUCAGUUUACACUGGUGUGAAGAAUCCACAAAAGGUGAGAAAAGACCAGGACGUGAAAUAUCAAAUCAGCAGAUUAAACUGAACAUGAUUCCUUUAUCUGCCCCCAGGCUUCAUUGGAACAGUGUGAGGGGAAGCCAUAAAAUGUUAGGUAUUGAUCGCCGGUAGAAAACCUGCCGUAACAUGUGUUUCACAGCACACACAUGCACACACGCAGCAGGGUGGGAAAACUCCACCUUCAUAAAAGAGUUGUAAAACCUAAUACAAAGUUUGUGCUUGGAAUGUGUCGCUAUUUAAACCCGUGUUUCCUAUAAGGCUUGUCCACAGAUUACACACUGGUCAUAAAGGUUUACAAAAUUAUAAUAAAAACCCCUCAGUGCUGCUCGUUCCUCCUCAGCUGAUCUGUUGUUGCAUGUUGUGUGUGUUCUGAAUGGAGGCCUGUUGGGUGGGUGUUGUCAUCGCCCCACGGUUGUAUGUUUAUCAUUGUCUGGAAACUUUCUUGUUGAACCAGUUGCUUCAGCUACGUGGGCUGAAUGUCAGCCACUGAGUGUGUAGUAAACUUAUAUUUAAACACACGGCCCCCUGCCUCAGACCAGUCACUUAAACUCCAUGCUUUUCAAGGACCACAAAUAACUGCCUAACUGUUCAGGCUCCACAGAUCUCUGCAUAUUCUUGACAAAAAAUGUGUCACUAGGACUGUAUGCUGUAAUAAUCCUGUUUAUGUCUUAAUGAUGUUUAAGUUAAACAUCAUCCAUAUAUCAUUUUAUUCAGGAACCUACAAUUAAAAAAAUUCAAACUAUAACCAGAUUCUCAGAAUUAACAUUGUAUGGUUUUGUUCUCUAACAUUGACCACAGGAUCUUUAAGAAGAAGGUUUGGAGAGGUACAAGUUAGUACCUGCAUUUUAGAGGUGAAAAUAUUCCUAAUCUUGAGUGACUAUACUAAUAAUGGAACUUUACCUCGGAGUUUCCCGGUCUAUAGCCACGAGUGCUGGAGACGAUUAUUCAUUGAUUUACCAUUCCUCAGUAUCUGCAGCUAAUGUUUGUGAUGUUUCUCAGAUAAACAGGAGUGUAUGAGUGCAGUCAGUGAAACAGGAGCCUGCCUUUGUGUCAGAAAUCAAAAGCACCUGGCGGACGGGAGAUGACACUGAUAAUAAGGAAACCAAGCGGAAGGCCAAUCGGGAAAACAAGGUGUGAGGGAGGAAAAAAGAGGAGUCAGAGGGAAAGAAAGACGAGAGGUUGCCAUGUCGUCAAACACAGGGGAAAGGCAGGAACGGAGAUCAGUGAUCACAGAAAACAGAGGAGGAAGGAGGGAGGGAGGGACGAAAGCAGGCUGACUCGUAUUUCAGCACCGUGGCUACGAGUGCUGGGUGUAACCUUAAUGCUACGUUCACAACACUGUCUGUCAACUCCUGCAGUCACGCUCCUGAGGACUGAGUAAGAGCGGGAGCUCAGGGAAUCCUCACCAGCGUGGAGUUUGUUUUUGUUUCGCCGCAUGUGCCGUCAGCAGGUGUGAGCUGCUCUUUCUGGUUCCUACUUUAUUAUCUUUGCUGUUCAGGUAGUUGAUUGCAGAGGAGACGACCCACACAUGGACCUUUUCUUUCUACCAUAUCAACUUACACAGAAACAAGGCUGAGAAAAUACCCUGGAAUUCCAGGCACUCUUCGGACCUCUGAGAGGAACGCUGGCUGGACGUUGUGGUGUGAAGACCUCACAUGUGAGUUUGAUUAUGAGGGUGUGAAUCAGGACCCCGUCACACUGAGACCUUUUCACCACCGCUGCUGCUGCUGCUGCUGCUGCUGCUCUGCCGGCUGAACUGCACGUCGACUGGAGACAACAACACUCAGCUCAUGGUAAACAGGGUCCACUGACCGACUAUGAUUGAAGAGGUUCUAAUUGUAAUUUGGAAACCUCUCUCCAGCCUGUCAUGCACCACCAAGAAAUAUUACAGCCAACCGUUAGCGUGCACUUCCAAGAGUGUGUGUGAGAGUGUGUGCAGCAGUGGGAGUGGUGAUUUUCAAGAUUGCCUAAUUGCCCCUUUGGGUUUGGGAAUCACGCCCGGAGCCUUUAAGCACAAAGGAGAGGAGCAGGAGAGGAAGCAGAUGAUUUAGUCUUGUGUUUUGGUUCGUGAGAGCAAUAAAUUGGAGGAGAGAGAAAACUUGAGACUGCCUUUCUCAAAGUCACGAUGUGUGUGGAUGCACACCGGGAGAAAACAAUGGCCAGACUGCCUUUUGGAACCAAUUUAAAGUAGAAAAGCCUUUUUGCAUGCAUGCAGACCUGAAUGAUGUUUGGAAUCUCCUAGUUUGGAUUUUUACCAUUCCAACCAGGACCUGUAUCUGAGGAUUAUCUUGAAGUUAAGACUUUGAUCCUCACACCUUGGACCUGCUCCUGCCUGUGUGAAGAUGAGAGGAGACCGUAGGUCUGCGUCCUUUCGAAGGGACAAACCGGCUGGACUGUCCCGUGCUCUCAGCUGGCUCAGCGUGUCCACCCUGUCCCGCCAGAGCAGGCGCAUUUUCCACAGUCAGAGUGAACUCCACGCUGUUCACAACGGCCACACGUACUCACACUCGCACACCCAGCUCCAUGCUGCAGGGGGGGCUGACGACGAUGACGACUGGGUGUACCACCCUCAGCAUAAAAUAGGUGAGAGUGAAGGGGAGAUCAGUCAAGGCUGUUCUGUCUUUUGAAAUGAAACAAGUCAAUACAAACACAAAAUUCAAACCCAGUACCCUCAGCCUGCUGAUACUGGGUCUCAUCAGUGUAAAGGAAAUACCUGUAUCCCCACAGAGUACUUGGAACUUACUGGUUAAACGACUCCCGGUUGUUCUCACCUUGACCUCACCCUUAUUUAAAUAUUGUCCCAGGACAAAAUAAAAAGUUUUACUUUUGUAUCUCGCUAUCUGGGUGAAACUUUUAAUUGGGCUUUUUGUUCAGUUUAAAUGUAUUUUCAUGCUUACACUUGAGUAGAUUUCUGGUCAACUCUCUCCUGGAAACCCACUGACUGACUUUUUCCCAACACACUGGCAAAGACAAGUGUGUGCCGCUGGUAUUUCUUUUUCUUUUAUGACCUGUUGUUCUCCAUAUCUGUUCCUGGUUGCUGUAGGAAGUGAGUGGGAGGUGUUUACCCCGUCUGUUGAUUUUCUUUUUUAAAGGGUCAAGGGGCACUGUGUGUACAAUAGAAACACAAUGAUGCAUCGGGCCUGGAGUUGUUGAUGUCAUGGGUACAGUGAUGUCACCGGCUGGUGGCGAUGUGAGCGUGAGGUGGGUGGAAGAGAGAGGCCGCAUUUGUGUUUGUGAAGACUUGUCAUUGUCACCGAGUCACAGCUCAACAUUUAACAUUUCUGUGGAUUUCUUCAGUGACAUUUUGGCUUUUUUUUUUUACCAGCCCGUGAUCCUUCUUAGCACUCGGUAAGAACAAGACUGAAUCCCUCUCUUCUGGCUGGUGUAAUGUUUCCAGGCUUGACUCAUUAGAUAUUAAUCAGUUAAUUAGUGGUAUGUGUGUGUGUGUUCAUAGGAGUGUGUGUGUUCUGUCAGCAGUGUCAAUGAGGACGAUGACAGUGGUUGUAACUGUAGCCUCGAGUUUUUUCUAAGAAUGGAAAAAGGCAGACACAGAUACCUCGAAUAAUACUGCAGUAGUACUAUGUAUCACCUGAGCUCAGCUGCAUCAGGAGGGUAGAAACCUUUUCCUCAUCCUUGUCUUAAAUCCAACUAGUUUUACUCAGUGCCAUUUUCAACUCACACUAAUCGUCACCAAUCGUGGUUUCUGUCGUAACAACUUUUUAUUCCAAACACGUGUGAGCUGCCAUCUUGUAACGUGGAGCUCGUCGCUGAGACGGUGGUCGUUCCAGGCACGUCUCAAUCCUCGCGGGCCACACCGUCACCUCUGAGGCGACCUCUUCCUAAAACAGCUCAGGGCUGCACAUGGCUCGAAUGGUUGGAGGCCUUGACAUUUUUUUCAUAGUCAGAGCAGAGAAGCUCUGUCCAGUCUUUAUACAGUACAAACUCACCAGAUUACACAGGUGACAGAGAGUGUGUCUGUGUGUGUUCAUGCCAGCAACGCUUUAUUUCAAAGGACUAUCUUUAACCUGCAAUUAAAAUCCAAUCAAGUACUCCUUUUAUACUGAGGAUGUGGUAUUUGUUGUGUUUUGUUCACAUGUUAAAGGUUGAAUUUAGCAACAUCUUGUGAUGAUGACGUGAUUAUAUGCCUUGCCUCGCUGACGUCUUGUUCUACUUUAGUCUUUACUGAUUAUUUAAUAAUUCAAAUAGUGUGUGCUCUUUUGUUGUCCUAGUGGAAUCUGGAGGUGUUUAUUAGUCUUUUCUGUGUAAAAUCACAAAUCAAUCUUGCCUGAAUUAUGUGGUAUUGAUCCGGUGGUUUUUGCUAUUGGGAAAAUGCUUAGAUUCUGUGGAGAAAUCACAUUAGCUGAUGGGGAAAUUGAUUUAAACGUGUGUCCAUGGUUGGUUUUAUUUUGGAGUAGUCCUCUCUCUCUGUGUGUGUGUGCCUUUCACUGUCUUUUUCUCUUUCAGUCAUAAGCCAAGACUGAUUCUAUUUAUAGCUAAUUCUAGACCAUAGACAGUGUCACAGACAGGUCAGUAUAAAACAGGGUAGUUUUUCUGUAAUGCAGUGUGAGGCUGAAUAGCAUAUUGUCAAUAAUCAUUUGGUUUCAGUUUUGACAUAAAUAAUUUCAAGAAUUGACCUCUCUCUCUUUUUUCCCCCUAAACGUAUCUGAAGUACUGUUCUGUCCAGAGAAAACCCAGAGGUAACUUUUAAUAACAAUCCCAUCUCCAGAUGAAGCUGACAGUUUAUAACAGCUGGAUCAGUCUUCCGUGCUCCUGCCAGGGCCCAUUAAGAGAUCCAUGGGCAGCCGUGCACCAUGUCUGUGUGCAAAUAUAGCCCUAAAAUGACUGCCUGCGGCUCCACAACCUGCAAUUUUCACGCAGACUCCAGCUUGACUGGCUGGAUGUUUGCCCUGGUUACCAAGGUAACCUGUGUGCAAGGGACUGUACUUCCUGGUGUGAUGCGGUUUGACCUCACCAGUGGCACAGUUGUGAUCCAGUCAUGUUCAAGAGAGAACUUCAGUAGUCAUGUGGUACACAGAGUACUCUCUACUGAUGAACUUAGAUACUUUAGUAAACAACAACAGAAGUAAACAGUAUAAUCAUACAAAAUUUAAAACACCUUGCUGUGGCAAAACACGAUCUAAGGAUUACUGAGGUGUACAGCCCCACCGACCAGCAGGUGUUCAGCACUGCAGUGAACGACUUGGUGUUUCGUGCGUUGUCUAUUUCUUUUGUUGUAGACAUCCUUUUAUGUCACAAACCAGAGUGUUACCACAGCACUGUAGAGCAACAUGUUUUAUGUUUUUAAACGCUCCAAAAAAGGACCCAAAAAAUCCUUCAACAAUUUUACUGAGAACUAUAAUUAAUGGUGUCUUAAAGGCCACCAUCAUUCCUUCAGUAUAUAUUGAUUUCUUGAGGGAAGUUGCCACGUAAAAAAUAAUAUUUUGUCUGACUAGUCCUGUUCAAAACUUAAAGUAAUGUCAGUAUUUAGCUACAGAAACAUGAUGGCGAGUUAUUUUUAGAUGUAAUUUUCUUUUUAAUUCAUUCACUGUCAAAAGAGUUUGUCAACAUACUUGGUUACUCUUCCCACACAUCUAAAGAGGUUCUUGCGUGGUUUGAAAUCAUCUAUUCAUACAAACCGGAACUGGUGCUGCACCAGAAAGACGGCUCAUAAAGAGAGCAAUAACGUGUUCUCAGUGUUUUCUCUGUUGCUUCAAAAGAUCUUUUCAGACCUGGAUCUCCUCCAUUCAGAGGCUCUGUUUACUUUUGUUGCAGCUGUGUGGAGCUGAUUCAUUUCCUUAAGGGUUCAGACAAUAGUGUGCCACAAACGGAACACAGGUUUAAAAAAUGCCAGUGUAAUCUUGCCAGAGAAGCAGCAGUUGUUGCUGGACUUGUCUCACCUGCGUCAGAUUUCUGUGGGCUGUGAAUAGAGUUUUGUCAAACUAACAGUCAACAUGUUUAGUUCCAAUAACAUUUAUGCAGCUGGUUUUAAACAUGUUAGUAGUUACUCAAUAAGAUUUAUUAUAAACAGUAAAAUACGUAGAAAUGCACUUCAAACAAACUGCAGAAUAACACAGCAGUAAUCAUUGAGUUUUUAUACGCAGUGAAACUGCAGAUUAGCGUCAGUAUAUCAGGCGUAAUCCUUAAUAACACAUAAUAAUGUGAACCUAAUUUGAGAUUAUAAAAGAGCACGACACUUACAGAAUCUUUGAUGACAUCAUAUGGACAGAAAUGGUCUCGUCUGUCCUUUUACAUCAUGUCUUUUCAAUACAGUUUGUAUCAUUGCUGUGAUAACAAGGCCACAGAGGGAUUAUUGCCAUCACAGUUUGCUCAUCCCUGAACAUCCUGCCACAACAGGCCUGGUUCCUAUCUGUGUUUGUGAUUCAGUUUUUAUCUUUCACUGACGCAGAGCUCUGAUCAGACAGUAACAAUGUGCCCUGUGUUUCCACACUGCAUGUGAUUAAAGGUGUACGGGACGCCACUUUACUGAGUCACAGUUAAGACGUUGUCUUUGUGUCUCCUGGGUUUCUCGUAUGAUUUAGCCCUUAUUGUAGUGUUAUUUCUGUAGAUAAAGACAGUAUUUCUUGGAGAAUGACAACAGCGAUUGACAGCGUCGACGCCAGGGACCGCCGGUUAGGUCAAACAAUGCUGACAAUACACAGACAAUAGUUACAAUAAAAAACAACUGGGCGUGUUGAAUAAUAGGUCUGUAAUGCCAUAAUUAACUGGUUCAUUAUGCUAAUUAAUUUUAAUAAUUGUAUUUAUCAUCAAAUUCUAAUUUUUAACACAUUUUUGGCCUGAAACAGUUCCCUGUUAUUGCUUUUCUGCUGCUUUUCUUGAAUAAUCACAAUUAAUCAUAAUUGUGAUAAAUUAAAAUUUUGAUCAUUCGAUGCUCCUAGUAAUUAACCGAGAGAGAAUAUUUGUAGCCCCUCCCUGGCCACAAAUCACAUUUCAAACCCCUCUGCUGCGUGGUUUCUUCAACCGCCGUAGAAACCCUGACCUCUAGUUCAGGAAACAGUGAAUUUACAGUCCUUCACAUUUUGAAAAUGUUUCAAAUCCCACAUAUUGACUUGUGAAAAUUAAUCUUUUAAAAACAGAGAGCCCAGAGUUUUUCUCAUACGGUAAUUAUGUUACAUUAAACCCUCGCUUUGUUUUACCAUCUCAGCCUCAGCUCUGAGAGCCGUAAUUAGACAAACCCCAAGUAUUAUUAACUCAGAGCCAAGGAUUUUUACGAUGUAGGUGAGAGUAAGAGCCGUUUUGGGGCCAAACAACGCCCAAUUAAGGUGAAGACUCAGUGAAGUUGGUUUUAUUGUCUCGGUUAAAUAAGUAUACUUUGGGAUUUUUGGUGUGUUUUAAACACAGUUUAAUCUGCAGGGUUGUGUGUUUGUGGUAGUCCUCAUUUCAUCCACCCUCAUUUCCAGCGGGGGCGUCACGUCACUCACACCAUCCCACAAACACACACCGAUCAGCUCAUAAUUGGUGACAUAUGGUGGAGGCAGACAUGUGGUAGCCUGCAGGGCUGUAGUGGAGCAGAUUAACAUGUCCACACAGACACGUACUGUACUGUAUACACACACACACGCGCGCGCUUGAUUCAGUCGGUCUGCAGAAGCUGUUCUGCCCAGGAAUAACACAAACCGUGAGGCGACUUUGACAUGUGUACAUUUGAAUGGUACUUUUUUAACUCGUCACAGCUGAUUUAUUAAUUAUCAUUAUUUUCUUUCUUUUGUAAUUAUAUUAUUAACAUAUUCUACACUACAUGUUUUUUGUUUCUACUUCCUGUUUUGAACUUUAAGGUUUUUAACCUGACAGGAACUGUAUGAUCUAUGGAAGCUGGUUAGACACUUUCCUUUCAUGUUUUGUUCAACUUUACCAUCUAAAAUACACAGACAACAACAUCCUCCUGCACCCUCUGAAAUCAUGUGACUUCAUACUUUCAGGAAUUCUUCAGUUUGUGCAUAUUUUUUCUGAAAUUAUUUAGUUUUUUAUAGACAUAAAGAAAACCAGUUCAGUUCAGUUUCUGUCUCCUUCUGCUAACACUGAUGAGGUGUAAAGAUGAGUGUGGGGGGGUUAACUUGGUGGAGAGUCAUUGGGAUGCAGAGAGAGAGAGAGAGGGGAAGCAGAUUGUAUGGGUUGGGGGAGUCGGUGGAGCAGUUUCCUGCGGUGUAGGAGUGGGCUUUCAGCCACUCGCAGCCUGUGCACGGGAGUGUGGAUCUGUGCGCCGAGGGAGACAGUGUGAGGCAGUGAGAGGGCGAGUGAGGCAACCGGAGAGAGGGGAGUCUGUGUCGGGAUGUGUGCGUCCAUGUGUGAAGGCUUUGACUGAACAGCCUCGGAGCAGAGAGGAAGUAAGGAGCAACAAAGAGUUUGGAACAAAGUACCUGAGCUUGAUUCUCCUGGAUCAAAUGGGAGAAUUAGGGGAGAGGAAUGUCCUGCCUGAACGCUGUGUCCAACCUUGAUGAGGAGAGCAAGUGGACGGUUCAUUACACCGCCCCAUGGCACCAGCAGGAAAAUGUCUUCCUACCAGGCAGCAGACCGCCCUGUGUAGAAGACCUCCACCGCCAGGCCAAAGUUAACCUCAAGACCACUCUGCGAGAAUGUGACAAGUUGAGAAAGGAUGGUUUCCGCAGCUCUCAGUACUACUCCCAGGGUCCCACCUUCUCCGACCCACUUCAGUCCACCAGCAGCCUGCAGGACGAAGAGGACGAUGAACAUGACAAAAAGUCCACUGCAUCAUCCGGAGAGGAUGACAAAUCCCAGCUCUCCAUGAGGCCUCAGACCCCACAGGGAGAAGUAAGGGAGGGGUCUGAGCUUGACGGACAGGUCACAUGGAGGAAGGCCACACCCCUCCCCACGCCGGAGGAGAAGAUGAGACAGGCAGCUAAGGCCGUUCCGACAGACAUAGUUGCCAUCAAUGUCACAGGGGCAGUGUUUGACCGACAGGCCAGCAUCCGGCGCUCCCUCAUUAACACUGACACCGUGUCCCGUCGGCCCAAGAAGGUCAAACGCAGAAAGACUAUAUCAGGGCUGCCUGACAACUUCAACCUGGAGCUAGCCAAGGGACGUGCCGGGGAGCUCCGGCCACAUUCCAUGUACAUCCCAGGACAGUACUCCACCCUGGGCCGAGUGGGGAGCAUUCACUCGAUGCAUCGACGGUCAGAAACCAGAGAGUCUGGUUGCCAGACAGAAGAAGUGAAGAUUGUCCCGCCAUCUAUGAGGAGGAUUCGUGCGCAGAGAGGCCAAGGAAUCGCUGCUCAGAUGGCUGGCCUUACAACUUCCUGCUCGACAGGAAGUAUAUCCAUCUGCAGCAAUGACAGAUCUGGGAUCCUAAUGCUGCCGCAACAGUUCAAUGGAGACCCUUCACGGUUCCACAGUCUGCCUCGACAGGGCGCCAGGGUGUCACUCAGUUGCGAUCCCAUCUACAGCAGCACUCCUAUCAAAGCAGAGGAGCAGACGACCCCCCAGAGGCAGAUUGGAAAACUUCAGGUCGAUGAUACAGCUGUGCAUAUGAGAAGCACCCCGAAGCUGGCCACUCUGACUCGACCUAAGUCUCAGGAACUUAAAGCCACUCAGUCCAGUGAGUGGGGUGGGGGUCCGGCGUGUGUUGUUUCACCACAUGCAACCUACUCCACCUCACUCAUCCCUAAUGCCACCUUGUCCAGCUCCACUGAGGUCAUGACCCUCAACACCCACAGUCAGCCUUCAAACUCCCCAGCCUCCAACUACCCCACACUUCGUCCUCCAGGCCUGGCAGCAAAUACCAAUGGCUCUCUGACCUCCAGUCCAGCUGCCUUCUCCCACAGCUCAUCCUGUCUCGCCUUGGCAACAUCUACUCCCACUCAAGCGCCACACGUGGGCGGUCAAGUUAACGGAGCACCUUCAAGUGAGUCUGGUCAGUCAGACAGCACCCUGGCCCCAACGCCUCCAUCCUGUCUGCCGGAGGAGCAGUGGAUCUACGACACACCAGAGAAUGUGGUGGUCCCUCAACGGGCUCUCACCUCCAGCUGCUCCACUCCCAUCAACCACUUGUACAGCAGUCUGGACCUAUCCUCUAGGACCGGGACUGAUUCCAGUUCUCUGUAUUCCCAGGACAACGAUGGAUACUUCACCUCCAUGCACCUGGAUUCUGGUCUUCGUUCCUGCGGCCAUGCAAGUGGACACAGCGCAGCAGCCGGACGGGCUUCGAGACACAGCAUGUACGAGUGCCGUGAGAUGGCCAAUCAGGAUGACAACGCAAGCUUGUACAGUGAGCGCUCUUUGUCCCACAGCAUCUCCCUACGCAAAUCCAAAAAGCCCCCACUGCCGCCCGCCCGCACAGACUCUCUGAGACGAAGACCAGCUGGGAAAAAGCCACUUGGGGGAGUGAGUGCCAUCACUGGGGCUGAGGAGCAAAAUAGCCCCAUGCUGAAUGAGUCUUUGAUUGCGAGCUUACAGCAGAGUCUGCAGAUUGGACUGAGGAGCGGUAAAGGUAAAGGGGCGUCACCGUCGUCUCCCUCCCACAGCCCCAGCAGUGACUAUGACGAUCCCUGGGUUCUGAGGCCACGCAGUCACAGUAGCGUGAGCGCAGGGAGCUCUGCAGCAUCACUCAUAGCUAAUGCUAACUGUGGGGGGGUCUCUAAUGUUUAUUCGAUUUGCCACGUGACACCCUCUCAAAGUGACACCAGCAGCUUGCGUUCAGACUAUGCCGACUCCUGGGGUUAUUACAUGGAUGACCCUCGUAACAACGGGGACCAGAGGGCACAAACCCCUCCUCCCGCCCCAGAUAAAAUGACACCCAAGGCUCAGACAGGAGAAUUACAGAACCAAGGUGAAAUCCAUAACAACAUCCCAGAGUCUGGGUCUCAAAAGAGGGAGGCAGAUGUAGCUGUUAAGCCCAAAGCAUCCACCUCCUCUCCUGACAGGGUGCACAGAUUGACCUCCCCGUCCAGUGGCUACUCCAGUCAGUCCAACACCCCGACAGCUGGCACUCCAGUGCCCUCAUUUGUCAGGUCCAUGUCACCCUCCAAUCGACCCAAGCCCAAAGUGCCUGAGAGGAAGUCAUCUCUCCUUUCCUCUGUGUCCAUUUCCUCCUCCUCCACUUCCCUCUCCUCCAACACUUCAGACUCUCUCAAAAGCUGUGGUCCUCCUCCACCCCUACCUCCUCCUCUACUGCUCUCCUCCUCAGCUCCCACCACCCCUCUGAGCCCACCACCUCCUUUCCCAGCCCCUCUCCCACCGAAUGUGAGUCCUCCUCCACCUCCUCCGUUACCAAAAACACCACCAACAACGUCUCAUCCAAACCCUUCUUCCCCCACCUCUCCUGAGUUCCCCCCUCCUCCAACCCCAGAAAUGCUAAUCCCCCCAUGUUCAACCUUGAACAGGAGUUCCAGUCCACCCUCACCACCUCCACUCCCACCUCCCUUUUUCACCCCAUGUAGUCCUCCUCCACCUCCUCCUCUGCCACCUUUGGUUCCACCAUCCUCCUACACUCCUUCUGCCUCUGUGAAACAUGUGAAGGUCACUAAACCAGCAGCUUCAACCAGCCCCACAAACUUACCCAAACCUCUCAUCACGCCAUUUGCACUUCAGAGUGUCCAGCUGCGCUCAAUCAGACGACCAGAGCAGGAGUUCAACGGUCACUCAGACCACACCGCAGCUCUGGAUAAUGGAGUGGAUCUCCCUCAGUCCCAGGAUCUGGAGAAGUCUCUCUCCCUGGAGAAACUGAACGGCAGUCCUAUGUCAAACCGCUCCGCAGAAAAGGAAUCACAGAAUCUCUCAGCGUCGCCUGUGUCACAGCUUUUAGAAGAGCUGUCACUGGAGUGCGUCGUCAGUAAUAGAAAUAAUGAAGAGCAGAGUUACAGAGGAGAAUCAGAUGAAAGGCAGGAAUCACUGUCACGUUCAUCCCAGAACUCCAAGAGUCCUCCUGUCAAACAGAAGCCUCCCCCCGUGGUGUCGAAGAAACCCAAACUUGCUUUCCUGCCACCUCUCUACUCACAGCUAAUCGAUGAACAGCUUCUGGUUCAUCAGGAGGAUGGAGACCGUGUCGAUGCUCCGCAGCCACGGAAAGACUAUCAGGGACAGAAGCAGGUUUCACAGAGUUCAAAGACCUUUGAAGAAAGUCGUCAGCCAUUCACAGAAAUCCAAGAGAAGUCGCCUGAGCAGAGGCCGAGUCCUGACAACGGACUGUGUGUGAAUGGACGGACAGAGAAAGAGGAGGAGGAGGAGGAGGAAGAGGAAGAGGAGGGAGAUGGGACGAGCAGCCUAACAAGAUCUGUCAGUUCAAAGGAGGACGAUGCAGGUGAGGUGUUUGAGUCCAGCACGGCAGAAUCGUCUCCGGCCCCGUCCACCAACGGGGCUCCUGAGAAGAAGAUGGUGACCCCGACUCCCACGCGACCCCGUACCCAUGAGGACCUCUUUGCUGCCAUCCACAGGUCAAAGCGAAAGGUCCUGGGUCGCAGAGAGUCAGAGGAGGACAAGUCUCGGUCUGGGGUUCAACCACAGUCUCCCCCCUCAACUCCCACAACUCCCUCAACUCCCUCAACACCCGCAACUCCCUCAACUCCCUCAACUCCCACAAUAUAUACAACUCCCAUGACCCCGUCUCCAGGCCUGGCGUCCUCUUUGUCCAGACAGACAGGCUCCAUCCAACGCAACAUGCGAAAGUCGUCCACCAGCAGCGACACCUUCAAGGCCCUUCUCCUGAAGAAAGGAAGUCGCUCCGAGACAAGCUUCAGGAUGUCUGCUGCCGAGAUGCUUCGUUCCACAGCCCCUCGCUUCCAGAGAACAAAGUCAGAGUCAGCGUUAGAACCCACAGCUUCUCCCUCCUCCCCCAAAGCCCCCCACAGCCCCUGCGCCUCCCCCGGACGUAGCAAACGCGCCACAGACGAGUGGAGCCUGUCCUCGCCCACUUCACCCAUGUAUUCAAUGAGUGGCUUCAGGUACGGACGCUCUCGGACGCCGCCCUCUGCAGCCAGCAGCAAGUACAACAUGCGCAACCGUAUCCUCAGCAGCCCGAUGACUGUUAUCUGUGAGCGCGAGGGGGAGCUGGCUGAGAGCGAGUACGGAGACACAACAGAGACUCUCUCUGGGACCACAGUCCAGACUGUCCCUGUGGUUCAAGGGUCCAACGGCACUUUAUCUGAAGAGAGCAGAAGCUAAAAAGCAAGUCCCGUGAAUUCAGGAAGAAAUUUUUUUUUUUUAUAUAAUCAGGAGCUGAGAAAGGUUCCUGCAGUCAUGCUUUUGAGCCUCUGUGCUGCCACUGAUGGACCGGACCUGUCAGGUCCUGGUGUGAGGACGUCGUCAAUCCGUUCAUGUUCUGAGGUUGAGAACUGGUUUAGUCGUUCCGCAGCUCUCACCAUCCUCCCAUGGUUAUCCCUUGCGUUACUAGGGAAACUGUUAUUGUUUUCCACUUCUUUACCUGUUGUUGGGUUUUUUUUUUAUCCUGUCUGUAACGUAUGGAAGGCAGAACGUUUCUUUAAAAGGACAAGUUGGAAAACUUAGGUGAAUUGAAGGAACUGAAAAGUUGCUACUGUGGUGCUAAAGUGGAACGCUAAGGUGAGCAGGUCAAAUGUCUGUUGCCUCGUAUUUUCCUCCUGUUGGUUAUGGAGCUGGAGAACGCGGCACAGCAUGCAUGUCCUCGGUACACGGUCACCAGUCGCUCAGUUUCUGUUUCAUGCUUUUACAUUUCAGUGGUUCUCAUUUGGGCUUCGUUUAACGGUCUACAGAAGGUGUGAAAGGCAACGGUGCUGCCACCUUGUGUUUUUUUUUUGGGGGGGGGGGACUCAACCAAAACAGCAGAUUUAUUUUAUAUGAAUAAAAAAGGACUUGUGAAACCUCUAUUGAUUGACUUUUAGUCUGUAGAUUUUUGCACUGUGC